CGAGUUAAUGAAUUUUGAACAGCCCCAGUGAAACUGCUGAAGUGGUCGACACGAAGAUGGGGUCGAAAAGACGUCUGCUGCUGGUCUCUAACUCCACUCUGCACGGGAGCGGCUACCUGGACCACUGCGAGGAGCAGAUCAAGAGUUUCCUAGGAAGUCAGGUGAAGACAGUCCUGUUCGUUCCCUAUGCCCUGCAUGACAGAGAUGGCUACGCCAAGAUAGCACGGACAAAAUAUGAGAGCAUGGGAUACAAACUGGACAGCAUCCAUGAGCAGCCAGACCCAGUAGCAGCAGUGCAGGCUGCAGAGGCAGUAUUCAUUGGUGGUGGCAACACAUUCCGUCUCCUAAAGGCUCUCUAUGACAACAAGAUUGUCUCGGAGAUAAAGAAGAGGGUGUUGGAGGAUGGAAUGCCCUACAUCGGCUCCAGUGCAGGGACUAAUGUCUCCACCAUCAGUAUCAGUACCACUAACGACAUGCCCAUCGUCCAGCCGCCCACGUUUCAAGCCAUCGGCCUGGUGCCCUUCAACAUUAACCCUCAUUUCCUGGACCCUGAUCCUAACAGCACACACCAAGGGGAAACCAGGGAGACAAGGAUAAAACAGUACCAUGAGGAGGCUGACACACCACCAGUGUUGGGUUUGCGUGAAGGAGGUAUCCUCCAUGUAGAGGGAGACACAGCAACUCUGAAGGGGACAACCAAGGCAAGGCUGUUCCUCAAGGGGAAGGAACCCACCGAGCAUGACCAGGGAACAGACUUCAGCUUCCUUCUGGACCCAAAGAACUACUAGCUCAACAUCAAGUCCUGAAGAGGCCUACACUUUUCUAGUCAUGUGCCUAGAACAAAGAAAUUCAGUU
Molecule: messenger RNA, 855 nt
Organism: Branchiostoma belcheri (Belcher's lancelet)
Lineage: Eukaryota; Metazoa; Chordata; Leptocardii; Amphioxiformes; Branchiostomatidae
Product: alpha-aspartyl dipeptidase-like
Exons: 7
Coding region: 57-788 (243 amino acids)
Biological process (GO): proteolysis
Molecular function (GO): serine-type peptidase activity
Source: RefSeq, a predicted model, not a curated record